GCAAAGUUUGUGUUUGUAAAUAUUUUUGUUGAAAAUAAAAAAUGCAACGAGUAAACGUUUCACUGUGCAUAAAAAACUUUGUAAAACUAUCUCGCAUUCGUACACGAUGUUACUGUGAUAUAAUUCCCAAAAGCCAAGUUACUAUUGUAAGAAAAAAAAUUGCGGAAUUAAAUAACCUCAAAACAGAAAGUGUUCCAAAAGAAGAUCUUAAAGAAAACAUUUCCAAAGAAAGUUUUCAAGAAGCUAAUUCUAAAGAAAACGAUUCCAAAGACUUUAGAGUUAAUGAAUACAAUAUACAGAUGAUUUCUAAGAACAUAUAUGACCAGUUAUUUAAGGAUCCUAGUACUAAAGUUGAUUCUAAUAUCAUUAAAAGUUGCCAAGAAAGUCUAAUAAGACAUGGAAUAGAUUACAAACAGAACCCUUACGUGCCUGACGUAGAGCUCAAAUUACCAGAGCUCCAGGGCAAGGAUGUUGUAGAGCACUUUUACAACAUCGGUGAGCAGCAGUCUGGGCCUUACAGAGAGCUGUUGAAGACUCUGGCCUGCGCCAACAUACCACAGCCACCUAAGGAAUGGUCGAAAACCUACGGGUGGUGCAGGUACACCAGCGACGGCGCGGAGCAAGUGCCCUGCCCGCCUGACGACGCGCUUAUAUUCGACGUGGAGGUCUUGAUGUCGGCCGGGAAGAGGCCUACUUUGGCCUGCGCAGUGUCACCUGACGCUUGGUACGGAUGGGUGAGCCAUCCCCUAGCCAACGGCGAACCCCACCAAUCCUUCGACCACGUGAACUACGAAGACCUCAUACCAUUAGAGACCGACGGAGACCAGCCUUUUGGAGACCUCGAGAGACCUAGAGUAGUGGUUGGUCAUAAUGUGUCGUAUGAUCGGAGUAAAAUAAAGGAGCAAUACUGGCUGGAACAGACAGGAGUGAGAUUCAUGGACACCAUGUCCAUGCAUACGUGCGUCAGUGGGGUGACCAGCUAUCAGCGGACAGUCCUGAAAUCUAAAACCAAGGAACCGGACCCUACAGAUGACUAUUGGAUGGAAAUGAGCUCUCUCAAUAGUCUGACAGAAGUACACAAACUGUACUGCGGCGUGCCAGUAGACAAGGCCACCCGCGACACAUUCGUGGGCGGCACCAUGCAGGACGUGCACGACAACUUCCAGAUGUUAAUGUCCUAUUGCGCCCACGACGUGAUCGCAACGCACAACGUGCUGGGACAACUGUUGCCGUUGUUCUUGGAACGGUUCCCGCACCCUGUUACUAUGGCCGGCAUGCUCGAGUUAGGGUCAGCGUAUCUACCCGUCAACUCCAACUGGCUCCAAUACAUAGACUCAUCAGAAACGAUAUUCGAAGAUUUAAAAUUAGAAUCAAAACAAAUAUUAUCCCAAAAAGCCGACGAAGCGUGCAAAUUAAUGGAAAACGACGCUUACAAAAAAGACCUUUGGACGUGGGACCAGGAUUGGUCUACUCAAACUUUGAAGUUAAAGAAAACCAUCCCUAAAAAGAAAAAUGAAGUUCCAGAACUGGCCAUAAAAUUUGAAAAUCGAACGGCGAAUAAAGAACUCGAUGUUUUAUGCGACGAAUACAUCGAAGCUAUAGAAUCAAAUUCUUACCGGCCAGAUACUUUUGAAGGGGUUGAGGAGUUGAGUAAAAAGUUUGCAUAUCUGUUUGAUUUGAAGCGGGCUUUGCCGGUGAAAAGGCCGUAUUUGGCGGGGUACCCGGCGUGGUAUAGGAAACUAUGUACGAAGCCGGGUAAAGAGGAUUAUUGGGAGCCUGGGGCUAACAAUAUUACCACUAGUAUGCAGAUAACACCUAAACUUCUCCGCCUAUCCUGGGAAGGUUACCCCCUCCACUACAUAAUGGGCGAAGGGUGGGGGUUCUUAGUGCCCUUCAGAAGACAAAACAACAGUGAAGACCAGCCAAGACUGCCCUUGGAGGAGUUGUUGGAGAAAUGUCCUGUGGCGGAGUGUAAGGAGGGCGGAGAGGAGGAUUGCUACGUUUUGUCGAAGACUGUUGAGGAGGACCUGGGCAGACGAGCGUACUUUGCCAGGAAGAAAUUAGACGAGCAGGCCGCUGCCAACCAGUACCACGGCUUAGGCGUGUGGUGCGGGAUACAACUACAAGGAUGUUGCCACUUCCUAAGGCUGCCUCACAAAGACGGCCCCAAGUACAAAGUGGGGAAUCCUUUAGCGCGCGACUUUCUGGACAUGUUCAGUCAAAACGUUCUAUCCGCACAGGGGAAUGACGCUGAGAAAGUACUCUCCUUCGGCCGUAUGAUGUCCUACUGGCGCAACAACCGCGAGCGGAUCAUGGGGCAGCAAGUAGUGUGGCUGCCCGCAACAGCGCUGCCGCAACAUUUGCGCGGCGUGCGGCAGUACGGCGCCAUCUUGCCGCAGGUUGUCGCAUGCGGCACGCUCACUAGGAGGGCUAGUGAACCGACCUGGAUGACAGCCAGCAACGCGCAGAAGGACCGAAUCGGUUCAGAACUACGGGCUAUGGUCCAAGCGCCUCCUGGAUAUAAUUUCGUUGGCGCUGAUGUCGAUUCGCAGGAGCUGUGGAUAGCAGCGUUGCUCGGUGACUCGAAAUUUUCAUCAUGUGGUGGAACAGCAUUGGGGUGGGCAGUUCUGGCUGGUGACAAGGCCCGCAAGACAGAUGUGCACUCGCUUACCGCUCGUGCAGCUGACAUAUCGCGCUCGCACGCUAAAGUUAUCAACUACGCUAGGAUAUACGGGGCUGGCCAAACUUUCGCCGAGCGACUUCUAAAGCAGUUCAACCCUACCAUGACCAUGUCCGAAGCCAAAAGCAAAGCCGCCAAAAUGUACGCCACCACCAAAGGGAGGAGGGUGUAUGUGCUGAAGAAAAAAUACAUGGAGGGGAUGAUCGAUGAGGAUUUAGACGGACAGGUUGUAGAAAUGUCCGGAUACCAGGCGAUCAGGCUGGCCAAAAUGAGCGGCAAGAAAGUUGAAGAGAUGUUCGAGCGACCGCGCUGGGUCGGCGGCACCGAAUCUGAAAUGUUCAACAAACUGGAAGAAAUCGCUGACUCCGAAGCGCCAUCAACAGCAUUCCUCUCCGGGCGACUGUCCCGCGCGCUAGAACACGCGCACGGGCGCUGGGCCGGCACCCGGCUCAACUGGGCCGUGCAGUCGGCCGCGGCGGACUACCUGCACCUCAUGCUGGCCAGCAUGCGCCGACAGGCGCCCACAGCCAGGUUCUGCCUUAGCUUUCACGAUGAAGUCCGCUAUUUGGUACCAGAGGAACAGAAAUAUGAGACAGCGCUGGCGUUGCAGAUUACCAACCUGCUUACAAGAGCAUUUUGCUCUCAACGAGUCGGCAUAAACGACCUCCCGCUCUCCGUAGCUUUCUUCACCUCAGUCGAAGUGGACCAGGUGCUACGUAAAGAGGCGGACUUAUGCUGCACAACCCCCUCCAACCCGCACGGCUUAGAGAAAGGCUACGGGAUACCUAGUGGGGAAUCGUUGAAUAUAUACCAAGUGAUUGAUAGAUGUAAGAAAUAA
Messenger RNA from Cydia strobilella, 3518 nucleotides. RefSeq names its product DNA polymerase subunit gamma-1, mitochondrial (gene tam). Gene Ontology annotation, molecular function: DNA binding; DNA-directed DNA polymerase activity; 3'-5' exonuclease activity. The record is from RefSeq and is a predicted model, not a curated record. Bases 42 to 3518 code for a protein of 1158 amino acids. The transcript has 19 exons. Gene Ontology annotation, cellular component: mitochondrion; gamma DNA polymerase complex. Gene Ontology annotation, biological process: mitochondrial DNA replication. Lineage: Eukaryota; Metazoa; Arthropoda; Insecta; Lepidoptera; Tortricidae.